UCCGCCAGCAAGAGCCGUAGCCCCACCACCACCUUAUUAUUCCUUCCGUUUUGUAUCCUCCAUUCAGGGGGCCUGCAAAAAUUUAUAACCUUUCAGCUGCAGGAUAUAAAUUCUCCAUCAGCGAGGUCACUCUUGUCUAUUCUCCAAAGGCAUCAGCUGCCCGUUACGCUCUAGAGAAGCUCUUGACUCCUAACCUUUCUGUGCGUUAAAAUCUCUUGAAUUUCCCUUGUGCCCCUUGCCUUCUGCUGAUAUAUUUAUGGAAAGAUCGAUCUUGCUUCGGAGAUUAAGGGAUUUGUGUAAGUUUUGUUCUUGAGAAGGAAAAAAAACAAAACAAGUGAUUUUUUUGCGAGAAAAAUUAGAUCUUGUUAGAUCCCUUUAGACAGUUUCUUUUGUUUCCUUCCUUGAAUUUCACGGCUGUGAUGAUGAUGAACAAGAGACAGACAGAGUCAGCCACAUGAAGACCGACAGAUUUGUACAGAGGAAGAGCGAGGAUUAAUAAUAACUUCACGUCACUUCUUCUCCUUUACAUUUUCUGAGAAAACAACAAAAAAAUGUCAACACCGAACUCGCCAUGUGCAGCCUGCAAGUUUCUGAGGCGGAAAUGCACGCAAGAGUGUGUUUUUGCACCCUAUUUCCCACCGGAUCAGCCUCAAAAAUUCGCUAGUGUCCACAAGGUCUUUGGGGCCAGCAACGUGGCUAAGCUUCUCAACGAGCUCAACACCUCGCAACGCGAAGAUGCUGUGAUUUCUCUUGCUUAUGAAGCCGAUGCUCGACUCCGCGAUCCCGUCUACGGUUGUGUUGGUCUAAUCUCGAUUCUUCAACACAGGCUUAAGGAACUCCAGGCUGAUCUCUACAACGCCAAGAAAGAGCUGGCGCAAUAUAUUGGUCCUCAAGCAAUGCUUCCUACUCUGCAAUCUUCAACCUUUAUCCCUCAAACGCAUCUGGGUAAUCCAACAGCUUCGUCUAUGAUGCAACAUGGGGCGUUGCCGAUAAUGGGUGUCCCUGGUCCGCCAACGCACGGUGGGCAAUUGGUGAUUCGCGAGCCUCAGCAGCAGCAGCAGCAGCGACAUCAAAGCCAAAUCUUUGAGGCUCAGCAAUUAGCUGCUGCUUUUGCUGUGAGAGAGCAUCAGGAUAUGUUUAGGGCUUAUGAGCAGCAGCAAGAAAUUGUGAGGUUUAAUAGGGGUUUCGAUGCGGCGGAUUCAGUUACCACCACCGGAUUUAAUCAGAUUACGGUUGCUUCUAUGUCACCUUCUCUGGCUCUUGGCAGCUUUGAUACCCCUUACCAGGUUCAACCACAGCAAGUGGAUCACCAGCUACAGGCUCAGCUUUUUCUUCGGCCACAACAAGCACAAUCUCAGUUCCAUGAACAGCAACAGAACUCUCAACAAACCCAACAACAUCAUCAACCAUCUGGUAGUGAUGAGGGAGGAAGCAUAGGCCCGUCUUGUUGAUUUUUUUUUUCAGAGCUCUUAUGCGCUAAUUCUAAUUCCUUGAUGCAAUUUCCAAUUCCAGCUAGGUCAUAAAUGCAAGACACAACUAAACAUAGACUUAGAGAGAGAGAGAGAGAUUUACAACUGAGAUAUGAAUUCUGAAGUCAGCAUUGUUUUCUUGGGGUGUGAAGAGAAAGAAGAAGAAGACUGUGGGAAGAUAAACAUUUAGAAAAUUUAGGAUCUGCAUUGAUAUUUGAGUACAGCUUUUUUAUUUUUUCCUUCUCAUGACAAAUAGUCUUAAAAAAAGCUAUUUUGUAAUUUAAAGUUAAUAAUCAUUUUGGAAUUGUUACAUAUUUAAUAUAUAUAUGGAAUUAAUAUGGAUUUUUUUUUGGGUGAUAGAAAGUUUCAAAUCCUUUGGUUAAGGUGGCUUGAUAUGUGAAAACAUUUUGUCGAAUAAAAAAUCAGACGACUCUAUUUCUACCUAAUAAUUAUUAAAACAAGAAUAAUGUAUAUAUAACAGGAGGCAAAUUGUCUGAAUGUGUUCGUUAGAAAACAACCCUUUUUGUCUGGUUCAUGAGUUUUCAAAAUUUGCUGCCUCUUCUUCAUAUCUACAACCAAAUUCCAUUGAUCAUUGUUUUCUAUCACCCUAACUUGUUUACACUUGGAUACUUAUCC
This is a messenger RNA of Manihot esculenta (cassava), 2105 nucleotides long. Its product is annotated as LOB domain-containing protein 36. The record is from RefSeq and is a predicted model, not a curated record. Lineage: Eukaryota; Viridiplantae; Streptophyta; Magnoliopsida; Malpighiales; Euphorbiaceae. The coding region runs from base 552 to 1451 and encodes 299 amino acids. The transcript is spliced from 3 exons.